This is a messenger RNA of Leptomonas pyrrhocoris, 458 nucleotides long. Its product is annotated as Ribosomal protein S25. The transcript has a single exon. The record is from RefSeq and is a predicted model, not a curated record. Gene Ontology annotation, molecular function: structural constituent of ribosome. Lineage: Eukaryota; Euglenozoa; Kinetoplastea; Trypanosomatida; Trypanosomatidae. Gene Ontology annotation, cellular component: cytosolic small ribosomal subunit. The coding region runs from base 78 to 458 and encodes 126 amino acids.
GUGAAACUUCUCGUUUCUCAUUUCUCAUCCCACAGUAGUACCUCCGUCCCCCCAGCUUUCCCCUCACCGCAUCAACCAUGCCGCCGAAGAUGGGACAGACGAAGAAGGCCAAGAUGGAGGCCGCCAACAAGGGAUCCAAGAAGACGACCAAGAAGUGGAGCAAGGGUCAGUCCCGCGAGGCCCUGCAGAACGCCGUGAUGUUCGACAAGGAGACCUACGACAAGCUCCGCACCGAGGUGCCCAAGUACAAGCUCAUCACCCCCUCCAUCAUCUCCGACCGUCUGAAGAUCGCCGUCUCCAUCGCCGCCGCUGGCCUCAAACAGCUGUGCCGCGAGAAGCAGAUCCGCCUGGUGUCGUGCUCGAACAAGACCCGCGUGUACACGCGCAUCGUGCAGGCCGCCCCGGCUGAUGCUGCCGCUGGUGCUGCCGCCGCUACCCCGGCCCCUGCUGCCGAGUAA